AUGGCUCGCGACGAUAUGGGCCCGCCGGCCAAAAGGCAAAAAAACGACUCGCACCUCCCACACCAGAUACGAGAUGCCAGGCGCAAGGAAAAUGACGACUGGGAGACGAACCGCAUGCUCACAUCGGGUAUCGCGCAAAGACGGAACAUGGAGAGUGACUUCAUGCCCGACGAUGAAGAGGCAACUCGAGUUCACCUGCUAGUUCACGACCUUCGACCCCCAUUCCUCGAUGGCCGUACUAUUUUCACCCAGCAGCUGGAACCUAUAUCCGCUGUUCGAGACCCGCAGAGUGACAUGGCGGUGUUUAGUCGGAAGGGAAGUAAGGUAGUUCGGGAACGCCGACAGCAGCGCGAACGACAAAAGCAGGCCCAGGAAGCUACGAACAUGGCCGGUACAGCUUUGGGAAACCUGAUGGGCGUCAAGGAAGACGAGGGCGAUAGUGCUGUUGCCAUGCCCGUGGAGGAGGUCUACAAGGGUGGAGGAAACAAAUUCGCAAAGCAUCUGAAGAAAGAGAAGGGGGGUGCUAGCUCGUUCAGCAAGAGCAAGACUCUGCGCGAGCAACGAGAGUACCUCCCCGCAUUUGCAGUGCGCGAGGAUCUCCUGCGAGUAAUUCGGGAUAACCAGGUUGUUAUUGUGGUUGGUGAAACUGGAUCUGGAAAGACUACGCAGUUAACACAAUUCCUUCACGAGGACGGUUAUUCGAAGUUUGGCAUGAUUGGUUGCACGCAGCCUCGUCGCGUGGCGGCUAUGAGUGUCGCUAAACGUGUUAGCGAGGAAAUGGAGGUUGAUCUUGGUGGACUCGUUGGAUAUGCCAUUCGCUUUGAGGACUGCACCAGUGACCAAACAAUGAUUAAAUAUAUGACGGACGGUGUGCUCUUGCGAGAGUCCUUAACCCAGUCGGAUCUUGAUAAAUAUUCGUGCAUUAUCAUGGACGAGGCUCACGAGCGUGCGUUGAAUACCGACGUCUUGAUGGGGCUUUUGAAAAAGGUUUUGGUUCGGCGCAGAGACCUCAAGCUGAUUGUGACAUCCGCUACCAUGAAUGCAGAACGGUUUUCGCGUUUCUACGGUGGAGCACCCGAAUUUAUUAUCCCCGGACGAACUUUCCCAGUCGAUACCCACUUCUCACGCACGCCCUGUGAGGAUUACGUUGAUAGUGCAGUCAAGCAGGUCUUGGCCAUCCACGUUUCCCAGGGCCAAGGUGAUAUCCUGGUUUUCAUGACAGGUCAAGAGGAUAUUGAAGCAACGUGUGAACUGGUCGAGGAGCGGUUAAAGCUACUGAAUGAUCCCCCGCCGCUCAGUAUCCUGCCUAUAUACAGUCAGAUGCCAGCAGAGCAACAGGCAAGAAUCUUCGAGAGGGCGGAGGCGGGAGUUCGCAAGGUGAUUGUGGCCACAAACAUUGCGGAGACUAGUUUGACAGUCGAUGGUAUCAUGUUUGUAGUGGAUUCGGGAUACUCGAAGCUCAAGGUGUAUAAUCCACGUAUGGGUAUGGACACCCUACAGAUUACACCAAUCUCCCAAGCCAAUGCAAACCAGCGAUCUGGACGAGCUGGGCGAACAGGCCCAGGAAAAGCGUACCGCUUGUACACUGAAACCGCAUACAAGAACGAGCUGUACAUUGCGACAAUUCCUGAGAUCCAACGCACAAGCCUUUCCAACACUGUGCUGUUGUUGAAGUCGCUAGGAGUCAAGGAUCUUCUAGAUUUUGACUUCAUGGACCCUCCGCCACAAGAAACAAUUUCCACAUCUCUUUUCGAGCUUUGGUCCCUCGGGGCCCUAGAUAACCUGGGCGAUUUGACCCAUUUAGGUCGUCGUAUGACGCCGUUCCCUAUGGACCCUCCUCUUGCCAAGCUUCUCAUCAUGUCCUCGGAAGAAUACGGCUGUAGUGAGGAGAUGCUGACCAUUGUCUCUAUGCUUUCGGUCCCAAAUGUCUUCUAUCGUCCAAAGGAGCGACAGGAGGAGUCCGACUCUGCCCGUGAGAAGUUCUUUGUUCCAGAGUCAGACCAUCUUACCCUGCUUCAUGUCUACACACAGUGGAAGUCGAACGGCUUUUCUGAUGGAUGGUGUGUCAGACACUUUCUCCACGGGAAAACGCUCCGACGUGCAAAGGAAGUCCGCGACCAAUUAUACGAUAUCAUGAUACAGCAAAAGAUGACUCUUGUCAGCUGUGGGACAGACUGGGAUGUCAUCCGAAAAUGUAUCUGUUCAGGCUUCUACCACCAAGCCGCGCGCGUGAAGGGUAUCGGAGAGUUCAUUAACCUCCGUACCAGCGUGACCAUGGCGUUGCACCCGACGAGUGCUCUGUACGGUCUUGGUUAUGUUCCAGAGUACGUCGUCUACCACGAGUUGAUCUUGACCGCCAAGGAGUACAUGUCCACUGUAACAGCUGUGGACCCACAUUGGCUCGCUGAACUCGGUGGUGUCUUUUACUCCGUCAAGGAGAAGGGUUACUCUCAGCGUGACCGACGGGUCACUGAGCUGGAAUUCAACAAGCGAAUGGAAAUCGAAGAACAGAUGGCGAAGGAUCGUGAGCGCGCCGCUGCUCAGAAGAAGCGUGAAGAGGAACGUAAUGAUCCCACUCGACGCAGAGGGGAGAUCGAAGCCGGUGGAAAAACCGCCGUGCGACGCCCAGUCGUUAAGAAACCUGGAAAGGCCGGAGGUCUCGUUUCCUCAUCCUCAUCAUCGUCUCGGCCUGGCGCCAAUGGUGGAGGUUCUGGGGGCAGUGUUGUGAAAAAGCCUCAAAUUCCCAGAAGACCAGGUCGGACGUUCUAG
Molecule: messenger RNA, 2769 nt
Organism: Penicillium longicatenatum
Lineage: Eukaryota; Fungi; Ascomycota; Eurotiomycetes; Eurotiales; Aspergillaceae
Product: putative mRNA splicing factor RNA helicase (Prp16)
Exons: 3
Coding region: 1-2769 (922 amino acids)
Biological process (GO): mRNA splicing, via spliceosome
Cellular component (GO): spliceosomal complex; intracellular anatomical structure
Molecular function (GO): ATP binding; RNA binding
Source: RefSeq, a predicted model, not a curated record